Molecule: messenger RNA, 669 nt
Organism: Laccaria bicolor S238N-H82
Lineage: Eukaryota; Fungi; Basidiomycota; Agaricomycetes; Agaricales; Hydnangiaceae
Exons: 1
Coding region: 1-669 (222 amino acids)
Source: RefSeq, a predicted model, not a curated record
AUGCCGGAAAAGAAGACCACUUCGAAGAAGAAGCCUGUCAGUCAGGCACUGCCAGCACCAGCAUCCGCGUCAACAACUUUAGCAGCCACAUCAUCACCACCACCAGCUACAGAAGAGAGCAUUGCAAAGCUCAUUGCCCUUGCCACAUCAUUGCCAGACUCACCAUUGGGUCUCGUCUGGAAGCAUGCAUUUGAGCAAGGGUCACAGGAAGGAUUUAAGAGGGGAGCAGCCUUUUUCAAAGACAUGGAUGUAAAGCAGGCAUUUCGUGAAGGGGCAGAUCAAGGGCAGAUUGUUGGGAUAUUGGCUGAGAGGGAAGUAUGGGAGGUUGAAGGUCAUGGUCAAUGGUGCUUUGACAAGCCACUAACAUGCUUCUCCUGCAACAUAGGACUUCCUGAGGGACAUAGCUGCACUGCCAACAAGCUUGACACUAUAGUUCAGGUUGAUUCCGUUGAGGCUCGACCACCCUCUGUCAAAGCUGCUAUUCAGGUUUCUGCCACACACCAUGCUUCCUCAUCCCAGACUGGUCCACCACCUCUUCUUGUCAAUGCUGAAACUCAAGCUCAGCCAUGGAUCUCACUCCUGCUGCUACAACUACUUCUACCCUGGAUCCCCCAGCUUUUGAUUGGUCUGAAGACACCACUGCCAUACCCAUUACUCCCAUAUUCCUGA